This is a messenger RNA of Camelina sativa (false flax), 1465 nucleotides long. Its product is annotated as ethylene-responsive transcription factor CRF5. Gene Ontology annotation, biological process: regulation of DNA-templated transcription. Gene Ontology annotation, molecular function: DNA binding; DNA-binding transcription factor activity. Lineage: Eukaryota; Viridiplantae; Streptophyta; Magnoliopsida; Brassicales; Brassicaceae. The record is from RefSeq and is a predicted model, not a curated record.
GGGGGUGGGCGUGACUAUAUUUAAGAAGGGAUGAUACUAAAAGAAACGGCGAUUUCUUUCUUCGUAGCCUUUUUGACUCUUCUUCUUCUUCUUCUUCUUCUUCUUCUUCUUCUUCUUCUUUUUUCUCUAAUUCCUUAUUCCAAUAUACUCUCUCUUUCUCAAACUCUUAUCAUCUUCACCGAGUAAAACAAACAAACUAAAGACGAGAUGAAAAGCCGAGAGAGAAAAGUUAAGUACACGGUUCACCGGAAAAUCACUUCCUUACCGUUCAACGGUUUCCCAAAAACUGUGAAAAUCAUAGUCACUGAUCCAUGUGCUACUGAUUCUUCCAGCGACGACGAAGAAUACGACAACAAAUCUCUACCUCCAAGAGUCAAACGUUUCGUGGAAGAGAUCAGGUUCUGUAACGACGACGGAGGAGGAGGAGAUAAACUGGAGAGGAAGGUGAAGAGCAAGUCGGAGACGGCGGAAAACGGUUGUGAUUUGGUAGUGAAGCCCACCGUGGUGAAGUACAGAGGAGUAAGACAACGACCUUGGGGGAAAUACGCGGCGGAGAUUCGUGAUCCUUCGAGACGUACUCGUCUCUGGCUUGGGACUUUUGCCACGGCGGAGGAAGCUGCUAUAGGUUACGACAGAGCAGCGAUUCGACUCAAAGGACAUAACGCUCAGACUAAUUUCCUCACUCCUCCUCCUCCUCCUCCACCUCCUCCGGUGAUUGAUUUUGAAACGGUCUCUGGUUGUGAUUCGGCGAGGGAAUCACAGAUCAGUAGUAGUCUAUGUUCUCCGACUUCUGUUCUCCGGUUUGGUCACAACGAAGAAACAGAGUUUAGAACAGAACCGUUGAAGCAGGAAGAAGAAGCUUUAUCGUCGGAUCCGUUUUUCUUGCCUGAUUUGUUUCGCUCCGGAGACUGUUUCUGGGAUUCCAAAUUUACCCCUGAUCCUUUGUUUCUUCUAGACGAAACAACCCAUAACAACACAGUGUCUGAGAGUUUUCCGUUAGGUGUGAUCGGAGAUUUCAGCUCUUGGGACGUUGAUGAGUUUUUUCAAGAUCAUUUGUUCGAUAACUAAGUUGAGUUCGUUCUUGAAAAUUUUCUGGGUUUUUUUUUGUGAGUGAUGGUGGUGGAUGGGUGAGUGGUUUGAUGAUACCGACGGGGAUGUAUCUUAGCGGUCCGUUUUCCCCUUUCGUGGACGGUUAAGAUCAACGGAAGAAGUGCAUCGGAAUAUUUUUUAUUUUUCCUAUUUCUUUUAUGUAAUUUUGCGAGUAUAUAUAUAAAUAGUACUAGUAGUAAUUAAUUAGAGUGAGAGUUAAGAAGAUUUGUGAGAGUAAUUAUUUGUUUAUUAUUAUUAGGGGGUUUUGAAUAUUUGGGAGGAUUUUGUUGUUUGGUUUUUUCUCUCAAGCAAGAGUCUGUCACUAUGCAAGGAAGCAAGCAGUAUAUAUAUAAGAUCGUAUAUUUAUUAAUUUUUA